AUGCGAAAUGCGGGAUCCGGAUCCAUUGCGUACAACUCCCGGCCAUCCCUUUUACAUCGCUCUCUUCGCGAGAAGCCUCUGCUGGCAAGGUCCGCCUCGGGCCAUAAAAUCAUUCUAGAAGACGGAUCAGAGAUCCUUGAUGCAUGCGGAGGUGCUGCGGUCGCAAUCAUCGGCCAUGGAAACCAAGAGGUCAUUUCCGCCAUCGCAGAGCAGGCGCAGUCGAUUUCGUACGUCCACACAGGAACAUACACGACCUCGGCUGCAGAGCAGCUAGCGGACUUAUUGGUGGGACACAAACCCUAUGGAUUGAGUAAAGCAUUUUUCGUGGGGAGUGGUAGCGAGGCAGUUGACGGCGCCAUGAAGCUAGCACGGCAGUAUUUCUACGAGAGGGGAGAAGUGCAGCGGAAGCAUUUCAUCUCCAGAAGGCAAGGCUACCAUGGGAACACCUUCGGUAGCAUGUCCAUAUCAAGCAACCUGUCUCGCCUGGAACCAUACCGUGACAUCCUGCUUCCAUACGUUAGCCAUGUGAGUCCGUGCUACCAGUAUCAGUACCAAACGAGUGACGAGACUACCGAUGGCUAUGUUGCUCGCCUGGCGAUGGAGUUAGACGCAGAAUUUCAGAGAGUUGGAUCAGAUAGCGUUAUCGCGUUUGUGGCGGAGACGGUGGUGGGCGCAACGAGCGGGUGUGUUCCUCCUGUACCUGGAUAUCUGGCGGCAAUGCAAGCUGUUUGCAAGAAGCAUGGGGCGCUACUUGUUCUCGACGAAAUCAUGUGCGGAAUGGGGCGUACUGGGACAUUGUUUGCUUGGGAACAGGAGAAAAAUGCAGCUGGGGAACCCGUUGUUCCUGAUAUUAUGACUAUUGGCAAGGGUUUAGGUGGUGGAUAUGUCCCCAUCUCAGGAUUACUCAUCCACGAGAAAGUAGUUACUGUACUGGAGGAAGGCUCUGGCUCUUUCAACCACGGCCAUACAUUCCAGGCACAUCCCAUCAGUUGCGCAGCAGCUCUUGCUGUGCAAAAAGUCGUCCAGCGACAGAAACUCGUCGAGCACUGCGCCCGGAUGGGGAAUGUUCUUGGAGGUUACCUGUGGGAAUACCUGGGGAACGAGGACUAUGUGGGUGAUAUUCGUGGGCGGGGGCUGUUUUAUGCCGUUGAGUUCGUGCAAGACAAAAUCGAGAAGAAGUCUUUCGACCCGAAGGUCCAAUUUGGACUGGUAGUGCAGAAGCAGGCGCACAAGCUUGGUGUUGCUAUCUAUCCUGGUAUGGGAACGGUAGAUGGAAGCAAAGGUGAUCACAUUCUUAUUGCGCCUCCAUUCACAGUGCAAGAGAAAGAGAUUCGGGAGAUCGUUUUGGCCGUGACCAAAGCGUAUAGGAUUGCAGUAGCGUUGGUAAGAGGUGCUUUGUGA
Messenger RNA from Aspergillus alliaceus, 1401 nucleotides. RefSeq names its product pyridoxal phosphate-dependent transferase. The record is from RefSeq and is a predicted model, not a curated record. Bases 1 to 1401 code for a protein of 466 amino acids. Gene Ontology annotation, cellular component: cytosol. Gene Ontology annotation, molecular function: pyridoxal phosphate binding; transaminase activity. NCBI's taxonomy places the organism in Eukaryota, Fungi, Ascomycota, Eurotiomycetes, Eurotiales, Aspergillaceae. The transcript has 2 exons.